Messenger RNA from Ceratina calcarata, 263 nucleotides. RefSeq names its product carbonic anhydrase 13-like. The annotation marks the transcript as partial. The record is from RefSeq and is a predicted model, not a curated record. Gene Ontology annotation, cellular component: cytoplasm. Gene Ontology annotation, molecular function: carbonate dehydratase activity; zinc ion binding. The transcript is spliced from 3 exons. Lineage: Eukaryota; Metazoa; Arthropoda; Insecta; Hymenoptera; Apidae.
CCAUAUUAUCCUACUUGAUGCAAGUCGUUGGUUGCUCCGGAAUGCCUGAUAAUCCAUCUUUGGCACCUAUUACCGAUAGCUUGCAACAUAUCAAAACAAUGGGAAGCACCACGAAAAUUUCUCCUUACUGCUUACUUUGGAUGCUGGAAACGUGCCUCGGUCACGGUUAUUAUACUUAUCCAGGCUCCCUUACCGUUCCCCCGUAUAAUGAAUGCGUUACAUGGAUCGUCGCGUCGACCAUAACGAAAAUAUCUUUACAUCAG